This is a messenger RNA of Sclerotinia borealis F-4128, 2037 nucleotides long. The record is from the annotation of a GenBank genome assembly. NCBI's taxonomy places the organism in Eukaryota, Fungi, Ascomycota, Leotiomycetes, Helotiales, Sclerotiniaceae.
AUGGCUUCUGUAACAAAUCUCGAUAACGAUGUGAAUAGCAAGCGGGGUGAUAGAGUUACUCCGGCUGCUGUGGACGAAGUGAGGAAUUUCAUCGAGCAAUCAUUGGGAGAGAGUCUGCCAGAUGUUGGAGAUGAUCCAAAAUUUGGCACAUACAAUAUACUGGCUGCCCUGAAAGAUGGAGUAGCACUUUGCAAGCUCGCAGCUCUGAUUGAUCCUAUAAAAGUCCGUGGAUUCAAACCUAAAGCAACAAUGCCUUUUAUACAACGAGAGAAUAUCGCUUUGUUUCUUGGCGCAUGUGAAAAGCCACCCUUAAGUCUACCAGCGCAUGAUAGAUUCCUUACAGUUGAUCUCUACGAUGGAAAAGAUCCUGCGCAAGUACUUCAAGGUAUCGCCGCAUUCAGUAGAGCCGCAAAUCGAGUCGAACCUUCGAAGUUUCCUAAUCCUAUCGGUGCCAAAUCUCGUGGCGGUGUCCCGAGCCCGCAAAUUUCCGGACAAUAUCUGGGAACUGGAUUGAAUAAUAGAGGCAGGGAGGCUUCAACCACUAGCACUACAUCAAGUAGUUACAAUCCUACCUCUUCUUUGACGGCUUCAAGAACCGGCGGUUCGGACAGUGGUAGGAGAAGCCCUAGCAGGUUCGGCGCGCCUACAUCAUCUAGUUCAGUGAGUAGUUGGAGUAAGAAAUCCGAUGAGGGUGCCACAUCUCCAGCAUGGAAUAUUGCGCAAUAUGGAUAUAUGGGAGGUGCGAGUCAAGGUAAUAUGGGAGUUUCGUUUGGUGGCAGAAGACAAAUUACAAACGCUGGUCCGAAAGUUCCGAGUCUUGCUGAAAAGGAGAAGAAGCGAAGGGAAAAGGAGGCAGAAGAUGAACGAUCGAGGAUUGAAGCAGAAGAAGAGGGACGUCAAAGAGGUGUGGCUGAGGAGGAGAGAGCUCGCAUCGAAGAAGAAAGAAGGUUUGCCGAAGAAACCGAGAAGUUGCGACAAAAAACACUAAACGAGAAACGAGAAUGGGAGGAACAGGAACGCAAAUGGAAAGCAGAGGAAGAUCGCAGAAAGCAAGAUGAGGCAGAGGCAGAAAUUAGAGCUGCAGAGGAGCGGAAGAGACUGAGAGGUACUAGCGACACUCGAUUGCAAGGGCAAUUCCUCAGUCAAUAUCAAGCUGAGAACGGCUCAAAUAAGAAGAGCCACAGAACCGAUUCCAGCGAGGCCGACAGGAUUAGACAAUUGGAGCACGAACUGGCAGAAGCUCGAGACCGAGAGCGUCGUUACCAAGCGGAGAGAGUUUCAAAACAUAAAACUGGCGACCGGGAAGCCAUUGAAGAUCAUGAUUUGACAUUGCGACUAAAAGAAGAGUCAUCAAAAGCUCGACCGAGAUCUCGCAGCCGUCCCCGUCCACCACCACGAAAAGAUAGCGAUGAAACAUGGAGAAAAGAUGAACGUGACUACCUACGCAAACAAUGGAGCUCACAAAAUACUAGUGAAGAUGCAUCACCGCCAGUCAAACCUCCUCGACCAUUACCGGAACCAGCAGUAGCCGCCAUUAAACCUCAACACACCGGCGGAGCAAAACCUCUACCCGAUCCCGCAAGUUACACAUCCCCAACUUCUAAAGCCUCGAACCGCACCGACCGCUUCCUUUCCUCGAACAUUCCACCAGCCCCACCAAAACCAACCACAACUUACUCAAAUGAAAUAGGAACAUUCUCCAGCAACGCGGAACGCGAUGCCGAAGAUCGCCGUCGCAUCGCAUCUCAAACCAAAACUAAAGCAGGCGGAUGGGCUUCCAAAUCUCUAUUGGAAAAGGAAAUGGAGAUGGAGAGACAACGACAACAGGAAUGGGAAGAAAGUCAGAAGGAAGUGAAGAGCAAGGUCCCGGGAGGUGAUGGAGUGGAUGGAAUUGGUGGGGGUAUCGGGGGAAAGUGGGAUGUCAAUCAGUGGACAGGGUACACCGGGGGUGAUGGCCAGAAUAAAGGAACCCAGGGGAUUGGGUCAGGUAGAAGGCAAAUUGUGGGACCGAGGCCACCGUCUAAUGGAGGGGCAUAG